Molecule: messenger RNA, 1986 nt
Organism: Nannochloropsis gaditana CCMP526
Product: erd (early-responsive to dehydration stress) family protein
Exons: 1
Cellular component (GO): plasma membrane
Molecular function (GO): calcium-activated cation channel activity
Source: RefSeq, a predicted model, not a curated record
GAAAGAAUGAGCUGGACGAGAGCGCCAUCGACAUCGACGGGAUCGACCUGCCCGGCGGCCCAUUCCACCUGCAGCCCUCCGGGGGCCCCACGCACCGUUCAAGCCCUGCGCGCACUGCUCCAGCAGAAGGAGAGGACAAGCGCGAGGAGGGUGAGGUCGAGGAUGAACUGGGCUUGGCCGGCAUGGGGAUUGCCAUGGGACCCAACGGGGCAGGGGCGCGCGUUGUGGCCUGGGCGGGGGAUCUGGCGCCGCCGUCCGAGGACGCACGCUUGGCGACGCGGGGCAACGCUUGCCAGGAAAGAGGAAGCAACAAGGACGGGAAUAUGCCGGGAGAAUAUGGCUCCUUCUCGCCCUCUACGCUGCCCUGCGACGACCGCCGGCCUCAAAUCAGCACCCGGAGUAAAGCAGUACUGGAGCAGUUUUUCAGGAAGCCGAUCAGCUCGGAGGUGUACGGGACAGCAUUCGUGACUGUGAGCACGCUCGAAGCCACGGCUAUAUUGCGGCAGACGGUGACAUACCAGCGGGCAUUCGAGAUCAUCGUGGAGGAGGCCCCCCUGCCCGAAGACAUCAUGUGGACCAAUAUUGACAUCAAUUUCGUCACCAGCUACCUUCGGACCGCACUGGGUCACCUCCUCACGCUGGCAAUCACCAUCGCUUUCGCCUUUCCCACAGCCUUCAUCUCAGCUCUGAACAGCGUGGAGACUUUGAAGAGAAAGUUUCCUGCGCUGAAUGACUGGCUACCCAGGUCGGACGAGGACAAUCGAUGGAUCAACGCAGUACUCGCUCUUGUUGCGCCCCUACUCCUGCUCAUCCUCCUCUCUAUCAUUCCGCCUAUCUUCGGCCUGCUGACGCUUCGUGUUAUCAAGGAUUCUCGGACCAUUUCGGAGGCUCAUUACCACGUGUUCAAACGGUACUUUGGUUUCCUCUUCUACAACGCUUUGGUGAUCUUCAUGGUCACUACCUCCGUCGUCGAGACGGUCAAGCGGGCGUAUUCGAAUCCCAUCGAAAUUCUUAACCAAAUUGGUAUAACACUGCCCAAGCCUGCGGCCUUCUUUAUCAAUUUUACGAUCAUCAAAGCCUUGACGGGGCUACCUUCUGAGCUGAUGCGAACCAUGGCCUACCUUACUCACCUAGUGAAGAUCAUAUUCGUCGACGAGCUAACGGAGCAGAAUCGUGCGCAGAUGGUGAUUGGCUGCCGAAGUCUUACUCAUCCUGGCGGCUUCCAUUACGGGAAAUUUUUGGCAGAGCACACGCUGCUUUUUGUUUAUUCGAUGUGCUAUUCCUGCCUGGCACCGCUCAUCCUGCCAGCUGGUUUUCUCUUCUUUGCUGGUGCAUUUUUGGUAUACAAACGUCAACUCCUUUUCGUCUACGAGCCUGAAUACGAAACAGGUGGGAAAAUGUUCAAACUCAUCCUCCGCUACACUUUUACUGGCCUUUUCGUUGCUCAAUUUGUCAUGUUUGUGAUGCUCGUCACUAAGUUGGCCUACGAAGAUAUCCCUUUCUUUCUCCCCCUGCCCAUCGCUACCUACUUCGCGAAAGACCUGAUUAUCAAAUGGUAUGGACGCCUUGAGAACCAUGUUCCCCUUUCUCUUGCGGUAGCGAAGGAUGUUCGCUUUUGGCGGGGCCCUGGUAAGGUGCCUUCUUCCCGCACGGGCGAGAUUCUGGACUUGGGAAAGGAUACUUUUCACCAUCCCGCUGUACGCGCCCCUUGGUGCGAAAUAACACAAAAUGUGCCCCGGGCCUCCGGAGGAAAUUCCUUCGAUAUAAUGAUGCUGCAAGGCCGUGCGGGCAUUGGUAACAUAUACGAUCGUCUCGACAAGUCUGAGGCAACCUUCUAUGAGAGAAGUAAUAGCAAGACCAACACUUUCCGAAGUAUGGGACGCAGGAGAUAGCUCGAUAUUUGGGUAAAGGAAAGGAAUGCUUGUCCGAAACAUAUGUAAAUAUGGGUGCAAAGCAAGAUGAAAGCCUUUGAAUUGUACACAAGAA